AAACGAAAUGUGGCUAACUGUCAAAGUAUAUGUGUGCCCAAAAAGAGCCAGUCAUUGGAUUGUUAUAUGUUGUCUAUCUGAAGCAAACACUACUGUGUGCAGUUGGUUAAUUUUUUAUUGAAAUUUUUGGAUAGAAAUUUUCUUACAGUCGAUUUGUAAACAAGCAAUAAUAAUUCAAUAUGAGCGUACGCGUCAUUGAUGAUGAAAACCAUUUCCAGCAAGAAUUACAAGCAGCUGGUGUACGUUUGGUUGUGGUCGAUUUUACAGCAAGCUGGUGUGGACCAUGUCAGCGGAUUGCACCACAUUUCGAACAAUUGCCGACCAAAUAUCCACGGGCGGUAUUCUUGAAAGUUGACGUUGAUAAGUGUCAAGAUACAGCGGCUGCACAAGGCGUUAGCGCGAUGCCUACAUUCUUCUUUUACAGAAAUAAGACGAAAAUUGAUCGCUUACAAGGCGCUGACCUUGCCGGUUUGGAAGCAAAAAUUCAGCAACACAUCGGUAGCGCAGAUGUUGAUUCGGGUGAAGAUUUUGGUCAAGGAUUGAUGGAUCUGAAUGUAUUCAUAAUGAAAAAUCAAUGCGAGUGUCUGAAUGAAUCGGAUGAUCAUCCCUUAGCACAUGCUUUGACUAGUGGCGGUGGCUACUUGCAAUCCGACUGUGACGAACAGUUAAUUCUAUCGAUUACGUUCAAUCAAGCGGUUAAAAUUCAUUCGAUCAGAUUGAAAGCACCCGAAAAACUUGGACCAAAAAAUUUGAAGCUAUUUAUUAAUCAGCCCAGAACUAUUGACUUUGACCAAGCUGAAUCGAGCACUGCAGUUCAGGAUAUUGUUGUUGAUCCAAAGGAUUUGGCUGGGAAUCCAGUCAAUUUGCGUUAUGUGAAAUUCCAGAAUGUCCAAAAUAUUCAAAUUUUCAUUAAGGACAAUCAAAGCGGUGGCGAGGUGACGCAAAUCGAUACGAUCAACUUCAUCGGUUCACCAAUAACAACCACCAAAAUGGAAGAUUUCAAACGUAUCGCCGGCAAAAAGGGAGAGAGCCAUUAAUGUACUAUGAAAUUGAAUGAAAAAAAAAAAGAAUUAGCUCCAAUAUUUCUUUGGAAUUAUUUUUUAUGUUUCUCUCAAAAAAAAUUCGUCUUUAUUUUCAUCUUUUUUAUGCUUCUCGUUUUGAGACAUCCGAUUUAAACAAAAAUACAAUUAGAAAACCAAUAAUAUACUGAAUGCGAAUACAAUUGCAACUAAUUAACUGCAUUAAAAACUUUUUAAAAAGAUAACAAA
Molecule: messenger RNA, 1268 nt
Organism: Sitodiplosis mosellana (orange wheat blossom midge)
Lineage: Eukaryota; Metazoa; Arthropoda; Insecta; Diptera; Cecidomyiidae
Gene: Txl
Product: thioredoxin-like protein 1
Exons: 5
Coding region: 180-1037 (285 amino acids)
Source: RefSeq, a predicted model, not a curated record